Messenger RNA from Pseudomassariella vexata, 1032 nucleotides. RefSeq lists its product as uncharacterized. NCBI's taxonomy places the organism in Eukaryota, Fungi, Ascomycota, Sordariomycetes, Amphisphaeriales, Pseudomassariaceae. The transcript has 2 exons. The coding region runs from base 1 to 1032 and encodes 343 amino acids. The record is from RefSeq and is a predicted model, not a curated record.
AUGGAACUGUCCUUCCCCCAAUUCAGCCUCUUCCCCGCCGAGCUGCGUGUCAAGAUAUGGCAACACGCGCUUCCGCAACGUACUGUCUAUGUCCGUCUUCGCAUGAAUAUGGAUGCUUGGAAUUGGGCAUCUGAGUCAGACUGGUGGGCGCAUUACAUGCUUAGCAGCGAUUACAUGUACCCGGAAUCGCCUCCACCGGCGCUCUUCUUCGUUAAUCACGAGUCCCGUGCGGAAACACGAAAGUUCUAUCGGCGCCUGAGUAUCGAUAGGGAAUUGCUGAAACAAUACCUCUUCACCGCGACUGACCAUGAACAAUAUGGCGUGAGUGAUGACGUGGAAGAUACUGCUCUAGAGCGCACGUGCAACGCCGGCAAAACACCUUGGUUCAACGUCGAUACCGAUGUCUUGGAAUGGAAGCAGUCAAGCGCUGGAGCUGCGAUAACAUUACCAAGUACGCUCAUCAGCGCUCUGGUAUUCGCUGUUCUAGACAGGAGAACUGUCGUGAAGAGCUUGACCAUAAAGAUGAGAGAUGUAAUCACCGAAGAAAAGUGGGCGCUGCGGCUGGUUCGAUCGCCCGCGAGAAGGCGGGUAUUGGAAGUAGGCGACGAUGUCGGGGCGGUCCUCAAGGAGUAUGGGGCCUGCUUCCUGGGCGGGUUCAAGGAACGUAAAACCGAGCCGGGGACAUUGCACCGAGACAUGGGACAAAGCUUGGCCGCAACCCGACUCGCCCUCCCUUCCGCUCUCGAUAUACGAGUAGACACCCGCUGCGCUGUAUACAAGGUCCGCAGCGUUGCAGACGCGGCUGGUCCCUACCGUGGCACAGACCGAAUGGAGCUUGUUCAGAAUUGGCCACGGAUGGGGACGAAUCCUCUACGCAGAAUUUUGGUGCCAGACGACCUUCAGGGCGACCUGAUGCUUGUUCUCUUCUCGUUGCAGGGACAUGAAGUGCUAGGCGGAUCUCUGACUGGUCAACCCAACACGGGCCUUGUGCCAUUCCAUGGGUUCUGCUUGCCAGAGUAUGGGCUUUCGUGA